Messenger RNA from Megalobrama amblycephala (Wuchang bream), 3420 nucleotides. RefSeq lists its product as uncharacterized. Bases 305 to 3046 code for a protein of 913 amino acids. Lineage: Eukaryota; Metazoa; Chordata; Actinopteri; Cypriniformes; Xenocyprididae. The transcript has 14 exons. Gene Ontology annotation, molecular function: cadherin binding; calcium ion binding. Gene Ontology annotation, biological process: homophilic cell-cell adhesion; multicellular organism development; calcium-dependent cell-cell adhesion. The record is from RefSeq and is a predicted model, not a curated record. Gene Ontology annotation, cellular component: adherens junction; catenin complex; membrane.
CUUUACAGUUAUUGAUCUGAAAAGAAACAAUACAGAACUGACUUCAGCAAUUUACAGCAGAACUGAAUUACGUUUACAUCAUUGAUCAUUAUUUUUCUGUUUAUCACUGUAAAGCUGCUUUGAAACAAUCUGUAUUGUAGAAAGAGCUAGGCUAUAAAUAAAGGCUACUUGAACUGACUAGAAGUUGACAACUUAAUUCAGUAAUUUACUAUUAAUUAACUGUCAAACAUAUAUGAAAAGCAACCAACAUUUAACAUUAGAUCAGACUGGAAUUAGAAAUAUAGUGAAAAUGUUGUUUAAAUGAAUGUUAUGUGUGUUUUUGGCAGCUAGUGAAUGUGAUGGUGGGCAUGAUGUGUUUGCCACAGUCAAAGAGAACAGCCUGAUGGGAACAUUUAUUGCCAACCUCAGUUUCACUGCACACCCAUCAGCCAAUCACAUGCACUUGAAGCUUUUUGGAAAAGAUGCUGGUUGGUUUUAUUUGGAGGGAAGAACCGUCAGAUUGAACUCAACGUCAACUAGGAUUAUUGACCGUGAGAUACACGGCUCCAUUUUAACAGCAACUGUAAGGUGUUACAAACAUAAAACCCUACAAGCUGAACACAGGAUCAUGGUGGAGGUUCUGAACGAGAAUGACAACAAACCCGAAUUCCUACAAAGCUCCAUACAACCUCUGCAGCUCAGCGAGUUGACAGCGGUGAACUCUGUAGUGUUUACAGUCCAGGCCAUAGAUGCUGAUGGAGACACACUCACAUACAUCAUUGAUGAAAAAUCACCUGAUGCCAGGUAUUUUCGAGUGGACUUGCAUAACAGUGGCAAAGUGAUUCUCAACAAGUCAUUGGACUAUGAGAUCAAAACUCAGCUCCGACUGACUAUUUAUGCAGUGGAGACUAACACAAAUGAGCACUACAACACAACAGCAACAGUAAUCAUCAAUGUGACAGAUGGGGACGACCAAUACCCACAAUUCCAGCCUUGCACUCUUCUCUCAGCCAAUCACAGCAACCGCAUAUGUGCCAACCCACUGUACACUGCCAACAUCACAGAGAAUGAGCAGGACAUUGUCUUGGAUUUCUUUCCCGGUCCAAUUCAAGCUUUGGAUGGCGAUGAGGGUCUCAGAACGCCAGUAAAGUACUCCAUCUUAUCAGGGGCAGAUAAUGGCAGAUUUGUCAUUGACAGUAGUUCUGGAGAAGUGAGGUUAACCAGACGUGUGAAGAACAGACUGCUGAUCCCGACACUGAGACUGCGUGUUAUGGCAGCUCAGACGGAUGACCCUCUGAAGUAUGCAGUAGCCACGGUUCUGGUGAGAGUUCUUGCAGAAAACAGGUUUCCGCCCCAGUUCAACCGUUCAGCAUACCGUGGCUUUGUCAGUGAGAGCACAAGUCCUGCCUCGCUUGUUAUGACGUAUGGCAACAAAUUACUUAUCCUGGAGGCCACGGAUCAAGACUUCACGGAUGGUUUCAAUCCCAGACUGCAGUAUUCUCUAAACUCUCAACACAACAGCUCUCGGUUCUUUUACAUUACACAAGAGGGACUGCUCAUUGCUAAAACCAACCAACUACACCCCAGCCACAAAUACUUCCUAGAGGUUCUAGCCACUGACCUUGAAUCAGGAGACAUUGUUAAAGCUGCAUUACAUGUGGAAGUUCUUCAGAAAGGCCAGCCAGUUCCACAGGGUCCUUUGGGGGCGGGGCAUCUGUAUAGCAGUGAGACAGUGGGCAAGGCAGAGGGCGUGGCAGGGGUGUGUCUGAUCCUGCUGGCCAUUGCCUUAUUUACGCUGGUACGCUGCAUACGGAUGAACAGAGAGAAGCGGGAUCAUGCCAUCCGGAACAAUGUGGCUGACAGUACACACCCUAAUGUGAGUCUGAGAUGGUUCCAGAUGGUGAACCACAGCCGACAGAUGCCCCUAGUGGAGGAAACGUUCUCAUAUCACAACGAGGCAUUCAGCGAGUACGACUACUCAACCUCACCUUUCUACGGCAAACAGGGCAUCUACACCAAAAAACAGGAAUCACCACCAUCAUCAUCUAUCAACUUACCAUCAGUUAACUUCAACAAAUCCUUAAGGGAACCAAGACGCAAUUAUCUGGCACUGCGGCCCAACGGGAGGCCAGUGAAUAGGUUUAACAAUAAAACAGUGACAUUUCGUGACUACGUUGUGGUUCGGGAAUGUGAUGAAGAGGGUGAAGGAUAUAUGGACACUAUGUUCACAACAGAGGCAGAAGUCUGUACUGAUUUAGAUGAAAUGAACAUGGAUUGUGAAUUAGCAGACGACAACUAUAUCACAGAAGAAUUUACAAUACAAUCAAAAAGAACCAUUUCAUAUUGUGAAGACAUAAACGAGUCAGAGAUGCUCAAUACACACCUAAAAAGAAUCAAGCGAGACUACGAAAUACAGAAUACUGACCAUACAGAGGUAAAAACUGACUUAGAAGAUAUAAUUCAUGCAAACCCACUGGAAUUAAGGCUCCAAAAAAAAGCGCCAAAGCACAGAUUCAAGUCUGACCUGGACAGAAUACAAACAGACUUAACUGAAAGUCAAGAAAGAGAUCCUACACAAGCAGAAUUCUCAAUUUUUAAAGAAGAGCCAUAUAUCAUUAACCCUGAAGACUUGGUUUCAGAGGCCAACAAACCCGUCAAAUAUUCAGAAAACUUUAAAUCCGAUGAAAUCAGAAAAUCUGGUGAUCUUGGUAUAGAUCCUCAGGUUUCAGCAGUUGAAAGUUCUGUACAAAAGUUUCAGGAUGCAAGUAACCAGGACACUGCUACACCAAAAAUCUUAAACACUCUAAGCACAUUAACACUUGAUUCAAGUCAAUACAAUGGAUCAGAACAAUGUCUGGCAGCAGAGACAAACAGCAUCGAAAGCUUGAAUAUGUAUUAUGUCAACGAGGACAUUGCAACAAAUUUAGAUGACAGUAGCCUAGAAGAGGAGUCUGCAUCUAACCUAGAUACAAGUGGUCAACAGCUGAACUAUGUUCAUGAUUCUCAUGACACACAGGUAGAAUGUUUCCAUGAACUCGACGUGGAUGAAAGUAACGAUGGGAGAUGAAGAUUGAUGAAAGCUAAAAUGCUCUGCAACUCUUGUUUGAAAUUACAAUAUUGAGCUUUAGCACCAAAUGAGCCUUCGUAAAAUGGGAAAAGAAGCAUCUGCAGGGCAAUGAACAGAUGGUUCAGUAAUACAAGUAUGCUUGGAGGUCGGGGUUUCAAACUAACCUCUAACCUCAUGUAUUAAAUUAAGUUUUGGAUGUAAAUUGUCCUACACCGGUGGUUCUCAGACAUCCUGUGCCCUUCCUACAAUAUGUACAACAUUGCAAAUAGACAUGCUUCCUUUGUAUUGAAAUUGCACUUUGCACUGCAAUGUACCAAUUCAAAUAAAAUCUACUGAUGACAAACAAUAAGAUUAUCUGUGGUGUAGAUAGUUCA